GUUUUAAUCAUGACCGUUAAUUUUUGAUCAUAUGGCCCAAACCAUUCCUGCGUUAACGCAGUUACAGCGUGCAUCCAAUUCCAACAUCCUUCAAGAAAACAAACAAACUCAAUGAUAUAUACCAAUCGAAAGUAAGUCAUCUAUCAAUCGAAAUCACCGGAUCACGUCUUAACCGACUGAACAUCACCUUACAUCAUCAUCAUCAUCUCUCUCACACACACAAACAAAAACAUGGCGAAACGUUUCUUCCAUACUCUCCAACAACAUGUUCGACGUUAUUACCCAAAGAACAAAACAACACAUUUUCAUUACAGAACUUCACAAACGAAUAAUCGUUCUUUUUCUUCUUCUUCUUCUUGUUCUAACAACUCUAAGAAACUUGGGUUUGUGGGUUGGUAUUUGCGUAAGCUUGAAACUUACCCUGUUCUUACUAAGUGUAUAACUUCCUCGCUUAUUUUUACUGCUGCUGAUCUUACUUCACAGAUGAUUACAUUACCCUCUUCUGCUUCGUAUGAUUUAAAAAGGACAUCCCGUAUGACAAUAUAUGGGCUGCUAAUCUUGGGACCAUCACAGCAUAAGUAUUUUAAUUUUCUAUCCAAAAUUUUACCUAACAGAGAUGUGGCAACAACCUUGAAGAAAAUUUUAAUGGGACAAGCUUUAUUUGGACCUGUCAUCAAUACUGUUUUCUUCUCCUACAUUGGUGCUUUACAAGGUGAAAGUGGGCCUGAAAUUGUUGCCAGGCUGAAGCGAGAUCUACUUCCUACAUUAAUAGGCGGUGCUAUGUUUUGGCCUGUAUGUGAUUUUGUCACCUUCAAAUUCGUUCCAGUCCAUUUGCAGCCACUGAUGAAUAGUUCCUGCGCAUAUGUGUGGACCAUUUAUUUAACUUACAUGGCGAACCGAACAAACUUGACCGAAGCUUAGAUUUUUGUUUGAAUACAAGUAUUUAGUGUUCUAAAGCAAUCUUUUAUAGCUUAGCAUUAUUUGGCUGCAAGGAUAUGUAACUAGGUAUAAAAAUCAUGGUAAUGGCAAGUUUAUAGAUUUUGUAUCAAUUUGGUAUUCAAUUUUGUUUUGUA
Messenger RNA from Medicago truncatula (barrel medic), 1073 nucleotides. Its product is annotated as PXMP2/4 family protein 4. Lineage: Eukaryota; Viridiplantae; Streptophyta; Magnoliopsida; Fabales; Fabaceae. Gene Ontology annotation, cellular component: membrane; cytoplasm. The record is from RefSeq and is a predicted model, not a curated record. Bases 232 to 921 code for a protein of 229 amino acids. The transcript is spliced from 4 exons.